GUCGCCGCAACAGUGACGAGCAGCGAGCAGCCAGCAGCUCCAGAAGACGCCCGCCUUGGCGGCCCAUUCCCAUUCCCGACGCCGACGCUGAGAGGGUUCGAAAAUUAAUAUCUCCAUAAGGUCAAUAGAAACCAACUCCCGUUUCCCGCUGCUUGUCUAUUCUUCAAGCCAUCUCUUGCUCGUCGCAUAUUCAAAUACCACGCAGCAGAGAUCAUGUCCUCCCAAGCCCCGGCCUUCAACGCCGGCAACGCCGCCUUCAAGGACAAGGAGAAGCCCCAGGCUGUGCGCACUGCGAACAUCACUGCCGCAAGAGCUGUUUCCGAUGCCAUUCGUACCUCGCUUGGUCCCAGAGGAAUGGACAAGAUGAUCCAAACCGGCAAGGGCGAAACAAUCAUUACCAACGAUGGAAACACCAUGUUGCGCGACAUGUCCGUCAUGCACCCCGCCGCAAAGAUGCUCGUCGACCUUGCAAACGCUCAGGAUAUCGAGGCUGGUGAUGGCACUACUUCAGUUGUUGUUAUUGCUGGAUCUCUCCUCGGUGCUUCCGAGCGCCUGCUGAAGAAGGGUCUCCACCCUACCGUCAUCUCAGACUCGUUCCAACGCGCCGCGAAGCACGCCGUCGAGGUCCUCACCUCAAUCUCCAUCCCCAUCAACCUCUCCGACAGACAGACUCUCCUCAAGGCCGCUUCCACCUCGCUCUCCUCAAAGAUUGUCGCACAAGAACCCAAACUCGCACCCAUGGCCGUCGACUCCGUCCUCAAGAUCAUCGACCCCAAGACUGCCGACAACGUCGACUUGAAGAACAUUCGCAUCCUCAAGAAGCCCGGUGGUGUCAUUGACGACAGUGAGAUGAUUGACGGUCUGGUCCUCAACCAGCAGGUCGUGAAGAGCGGUGGUGGUCCUACAAGAAUCGAGAAGGCCAGAAUCGCCCUCAUUCAGUUCCAGCUCAGCCCGCCGAAGCCCGACAUGGAGAACCAGAUUGUUGUCAACGACUACAGACAGAUGGACAAGAUUUUGAAAGAGGAGAGAACAUACCUGCUCAACAUGGUCAAGAAGAUCAAGAAGGCAAAGUGCAACGUGCUCUUCAUCCAAAAAUCUAUUCUCAGAGACGCCGUCAACGACCUAUCUCUGCAUUUCUUGGCCAAGCUCGGCAUCAUGUGUGUCAAGGAUAUUGAGAGAGACGAAGUUGAAUUCAUCUGCAAGAGCACUGGUUGCAAGCCCAUCGCAGACAUCGACUCAUUCACAGAGGACAAGCUCGCCAGCGCAGACCUCAUCGAGGAGGUCUCAUCGCUCGGCUCGCGCAUCACCAGAGUCACCGGCAUCAAGACAACAGGUCCCACCGCCCCCAAGACUGUCAGCAUCAUUUGCAGAGGUGCCAACCCCCUCAUUCUCGAUGAGGCUGAGAGAAGUUUGCACGACGCACAGUGUGUGUUGCGCUGUCUGGUAAAGAAGAAGGCUCUCCUCCCUGGUGGUGGUUCGCCGGAAAUGGCCGUUGCGCAUUCGCUCUCCAGACUCGCACUUACCUCGUCCUAUCCCGACAACAUUUGCUUCAAGGCAUUCGCCGAAGCUCUCGAAGUCAUUCCCAUCACCCUGGCCGAGAACGCCGGUCUCAAUUCCAUCAAGGUCGUCACAGAACUCCGAUCACGACACGCCAACGGCGAGACAAAUGUCGGUGUUAGUAUCAAGCGUGGAGGCGUUGGUGUCAUGGGUGGUGAAGUUGGCGGCAACGCUGGAGAAGGUGGUGAGGGUGUCAUGCAGCCCCUUCUCGUCAGCACCAGCGCCAUUGAGUUGGCCGCCGAGACUGUCAAGAUGAUUCUCAGAAUCGACGACAUUGCCCUGAGCAGGUAAACAAAAAUGGUGUUUUUGUUGUUUAGCA
Aureobasidium subglaciale EXF-2481 is the source of this 1876-nucleotide messenger RNA. RefSeq lists its product as uncharacterized. The transcript has 7 exons. The record is from RefSeq and is a predicted model, not a curated record. Lineage: Eukaryota; Fungi; Ascomycota; Dothideomycetes; Dothideales; Saccotheciaceae. Gene Ontology annotation, molecular function: ATP binding; ATP-dependent protein folding chaperone; ATP hydrolysis activity. Gene Ontology annotation, biological process: protein folding. The coding region runs from base 214 to 1848 and encodes 544 amino acids. Gene Ontology annotation, cellular component: chaperonin-containing T-complex.